This is a messenger RNA of Zootermopsis nevadensis, 1469 nucleotides long. RefSeq names its product very long chain fatty acid elongase AAEL008004. Gene Ontology annotation, cellular component: endoplasmic reticulum membrane. Gene Ontology annotation, biological process: fatty acid elongation, saturated fatty acid; fatty acid elongation, monounsaturated fatty acid; sphingolipid biosynthetic process. The record is from RefSeq and is a predicted model, not a curated record. Gene Ontology annotation, molecular function: fatty acid elongase activity. Lineage: Eukaryota; Metazoa; Arthropoda; Insecta; Blattodea; Termopsidae.
CAGCAAACCGCGAGCGUGGUGAUGCUGUGUCAGUGCUCGAGUGACGUCCAGCAGCGCGUAGUCUGAGUUGUGCGGUGUGCUUCGGGAUGGGCGAUGCAAAGAAGUAGAUAAACAGGCGUGAACACAUUCGUGCACAUGCGCACAAGUGGACAUGAAGAGCUGACCGACAGCAGGACCGAAGCAUUUCGUUUAUUUUAGUUGCAGCUGGCGGUAAGACUCGGAGCCAUGUCGGGACUCGUGCGAAUGGCCAUUGACCGCUACGUUAACCUGGUGGACUCCAUUAGCGACCCCCGGGUGAACAACUGGCCCCUCAUGGACAGCCCGGUCACCACGAUGCUCAUUGUAGCAGUGUACCUGUACUUGGUGGUGAUCCUGGGUCCCCGCCUGAUGGCCAACAGGAAGCCCUUCCAGCUGAACAGCGUCCUCGUCGCUUACAAUGCCGCUCAGGUCAUCUUCAGCAUCGCCAUGCUCUGGGAGCACCUGAUGGGUGGGUGGCUGCUGGAGUACAGCUACAGGUGUCAACCGGUGGACUACUCGCACAACCCGACAGCCCUCAGGAUGGCAAACCUGUGCUGGUGGUACUACUUAUCAAAAUUCACCGAGUUCAUGGACACCUUCUUCUUUGUACUGCGAAAGAAGGACAACCAAGUGACCAUCCUGCACCUCUACCACCACACAGUCACUCCCCUAGAGACGUGGGUGUGCGUCAAGUUCAUAGCUGGUGGACACGGCACAUUUUCAAACCUUGUGAACAACAUAGUCCACAUCAUCAUGUACUUAUACUACAUGGUGUCAGCCAUGGGACCCCAGUAUCAGAAGUACCUGUGGUGGAAGAAGCACCUGACACUCCUUCAGCUGCUGCAGUUCACGCUCGUGUUUAUCCACUCGGCCCAAGUCCUCAUUUUUGACUGUGGAUACCUGGUCGUCCACUCCGUCAUCUUCUUCGUGCUCUUCUUCGACUUCUACCAGAGAACCUACUUCAAAGACUGUAAAUUGCAGGAAAAGCUGCAGUAGAUACACAACUACGCAGCACUGCAGUAAUGACGUGUGCACACUCUACGACUGCGAACCAUUGGAGAUGAUGAAAUACAAAUUUUUUAAAAUAUUAAGUGUAGUAUUGUAAAAUAUAAGGAAAUAAUGUACAUAAGUAAGAAGUGCAAAUCAUUUCCAUUGGUCCUGUUCAACAGUACAAUGACAUGAUGGAUGUUAAUUACCGUGCAUAUAAAUAUUUCAUAUUCUUAGUGAUUUAGUUACAAUUGACUAAGACACUCAUUACUUAUGGCUGCCUAAAUGUUGAAUCAAAUAUAAGUUUGAAAAUGAAACCUAAGCCUAAAAUCUGGCAGUGGCAUUUCAUCCACACCACACGCAAUGGCUCUUAUGUUGUGCCUUGUUUAUACUCAUCCUGCUCCAACUCCAAAGCGAUCUUUGUACAGACUAACGCUGCAUUAAUACAGCAGUUUGAUAAAACA